UGGUUGGUCUCAUUGCGUCUUCUCUUUUCCCUUUUCCCUCAAAAGUCUAUUCGAAUUAGCAUAUCUUUAAAUGAGAUUGCCAUACAUAAGCAUAAGAUACCACAAGUCUUGGAAGCAAAGAGCAUCUGACGACGUUUGCCUGUUGUCAUAUUUUUUUCGUCACAUUAUCUCAUUAUCUAAGCUUUCUCUUAUACUUUCCGCUCACAAUGGCUGAGACAAGACUUGCCUCCCUUGAUGACUCAAUGGCGAGCCGGCUACCAGUGCACUCGCAGACCCUCUUCGACGCCAAGACUGCCAAGAAGCUCACCUUUGAGGCCAUCGCCUCCAAGCUCGGCAGGAGCGAGGUGGCCGUGGCGGGCAUGUUUUACGGACAGGUGCAGGCGUCGGGUGAGGACGUCGAGGCUCUCUCAGAGCUCCUAGGCGUGCCCAAGGAGUCGCUAUCCAAGAUGACUAACUUUCCGGACCGGGGUCGUUCGGGCCCCAUGCCGCCGGUCGAGCCGCUCAUCUACCGGCUGUAUGAGGUUGUGCAAAAUUAUGGCUACUCGUUCAAGGCGGUCAUGAAUGAGAAGUUUGGUGACGGCAUCAUGAGCGCCAUCUGCUUUCAGACAAAUGUCGAAAAGGAGGUGGACGAGCAGGGUGCGACUUGGGCGGUCAUCACCCUCAGGGGGAAAUGGCUCCCCUUUACUCGCUUCUGAUUCUGACCGUUUUCUGGUUGGAGCAAAAUCCGGAGUAUUCUAGUGUGGUUGCCGUUCAUGAUCUCAUCGUGGGACAGAAGCACAAUACCAAGCCAGCCCCUUACAAGCUUGGACAUAGAACAUGCCUGUUGCGUCGGAGACCGGUCUGCUGUUACUAUCAACCAUUAUGUGCCGGGUUUGUCAACUUGUCAAAUUGAAGCACUUUCGACCUUUCUAGAAUAGAUUUUUUUUCUGAAUUCGUCUUGCCUCUUGCUCAACUUUAGUACGUUUUCGUGGCUUUUCAGUCGUAGAGGAAUGGCUCUGGGUGGCGUGGAACAAUACCAAG
Molecule: messenger RNA, 1020 nt
Organism: Pyricularia oryzae 70-15
Lineage: Eukaryota; Fungi; Ascomycota; Sordariomycetes; Magnaporthales; Pyriculariaceae
Product: cyanate hydratase
Exons: 3
Coding region: 207-695 (162 amino acids)
Molecular function (GO): cyanate hydratase activity; DNA binding
Source: RefSeq, a predicted model, not a curated record